GGGUUCGGCCCCGGGCCCGCCCGCCUCGUCACCCCUGGCACACGGCCUCGGCCAGCGGCCCCGGGGAGGCGGCGGGGCAGUGCCGGUGCCCCCGCAGGCAUCUGGAAGGUUCCGGCUCGCCCGCCCCCCGCCGCCCCGACCCUCUUGCUCUAUAAAUGCGGGCGCCGGUGGCCGGCGCGCUCAGAGGGGCGGCACCGGGGCCAUGCUGGGGGUCUGGCUGCUGCUCUGGGGUUCCGUGGCCCUGGGCGGCCGGGCGGACACCGCCUUCCUCCGCCGCGCCCAUGACAGCUCCGGGCGCUGCACCUACUCCUUCACGGUGGCCAGCCCCGUGGAGGCCGCCUGCCCCGAGGCUGCCGGCGGCGUGCCCGAGCUGCGCGCCGAGCUGGCCGCCCUCGCCGCCCGCCUGAGUCGGCUGGAGAGCCGGGAGCGAGGAGCGGGGGGCUCGGGGCCGCGGGGAGCCGAGCCGGGGGGCGCACGGGACCCCCAGCAAGCGGCCGCGGCCUCCCGCCUGGAGGCUGCGUACGGCGAGCUGCUGCGGGCCAAGUCCCGGCUGGAGGAGGAGAAGGGGCGGCUGGAGCGGGAGAAAGAGGAGCUGGGCAGGCGGCUGGAGAGCAGCGCCCAGGAGAUCACCCGGCUGCGGGCCGCCCGCUGCCCCCCCGGCAGAGAGGGGCCCGGCCGGGACACGCUGCGUGCCCCCGCCAAGGCGCCGCGCUGGGAGCCGCAGCCCCUGAGCUACCAGGAGCUGCAGUCGGAGCGGAGCGAGGUUCCCGUGUCCCGGCUGCUGGAGGAGACGGCGCUCGGCCGCCCGGGCAAGGAGGACUCAGGCUGCGGCCAGCUGCUGUGGGUGGGGGAGCCCGUGGUGUUCGGCCGGGCGGACUCCAUCGCGGGCAAGUACGGCGUGUGGAUGAAGGACCCCGAGCCCGUGCCGCCCUUCACCCGCGACAACACCUGGCGUGUGGACACCGUGGGCACCGAGGUGCGCCAGCUCUUCCAGUACGAGGAGGCCGAGCAGCUGGCCCGGGGCUACCCCGCCAAGGUGCACAUCCUGCCGCGGCCCCUGGAGAGCACGGGGGCCGUCAUCUACCGCGGCGGGCUCUUCUUCCAGCCCCGCCAGUCCCGCUCCGUGGCCCGCUACGACCUGCGGGGCGAGAGCAUCACGGCCGAGAGGGAGAUCCCCGGCGCCGGCUACCACGGGCAGUACCCCUACUCCUGGGGGGGCUACACCGACAUCGACCUGGCGGUGGAUGAGACGGGGCUCUGGGUCAUCUACAGCACCGAGAAGGCCCGGGGAGCUAUCGUCCUCUCCAAGCUGGACCCCGAGACGCUGGAGAUCCGUCGGACCUGGGAGACCAACAUCCGCAAGCGGGGGGUGGCCAACUCCUUCCUCAUCUGCGGCACCCUCUACACCGUCAGCAGCUACUCGGCGCCCAACGCCACCAUCAACUUUGCCUACGACACCGCCACGGGCACCAGCCGGGCCCUUAGCAUCCCCUUCGAGAACCGCUUCCGCUACCUCAGCAUGCUGGACUACAACCCUGCCGAGCGGCAGCUCUUCGCCUGGGACAGCUUCAACAUGGUCACCUACCCCGUCCGCCUCUCCCGGCCGUGAGCCCAGGCUGGCAGUGCGCCGGCUCAGCCCCCGGGCGCUCGGUGCGUGCCUUGGCACCCCGCUUCCCUCCCCCUUUCCCCGGGAGCGCCGCCUCCCGCAGCCUCGGGGCGUGCUGGGGGCCACACGCUGCCCGGCCACAUCGCAUUGAGCUCAAGUGCAGCAGAGAGAGACGAGGCGCUCACUGCUCCAGAGCCUGGCAGAGCCAGGGAAGUGCCUCUCACCAGCCUCGGGGUGUUUCGGGUGGUUCCAGCAGUGCCCAGCCCUGAGCUGCUCCAGCACCUCCCUGAGCACCCAGCCCGGCCAUGAGUGUGGAGCAGGGAGGGCUCAGGCAUGGGAGGGCUGGGCAGAGCAGGUGGUGGAAGGGCUGUGCAGGAGGAUCCUGCCUUAAAAUAAACGUGUUUCCCCUAGUUGUGAGCAGCGAUCCCCUCUGUGGGGUCGGGGUUUGUUGUUUCCAGGCUCCAGCCCUGCAGAGCUCUCAUGCAGAGAUCCCACAAGCUCCGCUGGCAUCCCACACUUCCAGUGCCCAAGGGCAUCCUGGACCUCAGCCACCUCCAAAAAUCAUUGAGUAGGCUCAAAAGCAGCAGAAAACACAGACACACAUUGCACAAGCCUUGUUUUAUUGAGGGAAAAAAGCAGCCAAGAGAGCAGGGGUGAGGAGUGCUGGCAGAGCACCCUGCAGCCGGGUGGCCUCUCGUACCCAGCCCUCCCCGCCAUGUGCUUCAGCUUUGCAGCCAUCCCAGGCCAGCAGCUCUCCCCAGGCAGCCCCAA
Messenger RNA from Camarhynchus parvulus, 2377 nucleotides. RefSeq names its product myocilin (gene MYOC). Gene Ontology annotation, cellular component: Golgi apparatus. The record is from RefSeq and is a predicted model, not a curated record. Bases 203 to 1609 code for a protein of 468 amino acids. Gene Ontology annotation, biological process: osteoblast differentiation; signal transduction. The transcript is spliced from 3 exons. Lineage: Eukaryota; Metazoa; Chordata; Aves; Passeriformes; Thraupidae.